Messenger RNA from Dicrocoelium dendriticum, 405 nucleotides. NCBI's taxonomy places the organism in Eukaryota, Metazoa, Platyhelminthes, Trematoda, Plagiorchiida, Dicrocoeliidae. The record is from the annotation of a GenBank genome assembly.
AUGUCAACUAGAAGGACGCUCCCCAACCUCCUGAUUACCGGCACCCCAGGCACCGGGAAAACCACUGUUGCCAAGGCUGUAGCCGAAGCUACUAAUUUGGACUACACUAAUGUCAACGAUCUUGCAAAGGAGCGCAACCUUUAUGAUGGUUAUGACGACGAAAAUGAUUGUCAUAUUCUUGACGAGGAUCGCGUCGUGGACGCACUCGAGGAACAGAUGUCUCGUGGUGGUCAGGUACUCAUCACAAAGCGCCAUCGGUUUUAUUUCAGAUUCUGGAUUAUCAUUCCUGCGACUUCUUUCCCGAACGCUGGAUUGAUGCAGUUUUUGUUUUGCGCACCGACAACGCUGUUUUAUAUAGACGGCUUGCUUCUCGCGACUACAGCCCCUCGAAAAUCGCCGACCUGA